This is a messenger RNA of Funneliformis caledonium, 270 nucleotides long. The record is from the annotation of a GenBank genome assembly. NCBI's taxonomy places the organism in Eukaryota, Fungi, Glomeromycota, Glomeromycetes, Glomerales, Glomeraceae.
AUGGCUAUUAACUAUAUAUAUUAUCUUAUAAAAGGCAGUAAAGUUAUUAAUUCUGAUCAUAUUGUGGAUGAGGAUUUUGACACUACCUUUGAAGCUCCUCUUAUAUUUAACAUUAUCAAAAUCACAGCUAUUAGAUGUUCAAGAGAAAGAAUUAUUAAUGAAUCUAAGAAAGCCAUUUUAGUAGAAAGUGAUAAUGAACCAAUCUCUGUUGCAAAAUGUACCUUAAGGAUUAAACAAAAAGCUCAAAUUGUAAUUAUUGAUAGAAUUUAG